AUGAAUGAAUUUGAUAAGUAGAAGUUUUUAGAUUAAGUAAAGGAUGUUUUUUAAAAGAAGAGCAGAAACUCAAAAGAUAAAUAACUGAUCAGAGAGUUUUUUAGAUCUUAUAGUGAAUGGGAGUUUUGGGAAAAGAUUACUAAAAAUAGUGACAAGUUACUUGAUUUGUUGGCUGAAAAAUUUAAAUUAGUAGAAUUUGAGCAGGAUACUCCUAUUUAGGUUAGUCAAAGCUAAUAAGAAAAAAAUGUUAUAGUCUUGGUUUAAGGAAGUAUUGAAAUUAAAUACGAAGCUUAAAACCCAAAUUAUAUGAUAGAUAAUGAACAAAUAAAUCAACCAUAAGAGUAUUAUGAUCCUGAAGAAUCUUUAAAUUAUAGCGAAAAGGAUCAGAGAUAAAAAUAGAAAAAUAAUAAGAAAAACACUUAAAGUAACAAAGCUUAUAAAACUGUAAAAGAAGAAAUAAAAUAGGAGGUAAGCGAGCUGUUAUAUGAUAAGGGAUAUAAAUUUUAGCAUUACUCAGCAGAAGACUUAUAAUAUGUAGAUGUUAAUAUGAUGUAUUCAAAUAGAAAGAGAGUUAAUUAAUUAACAUUCCAGAAUAGUAUUAAAACUUUAAGACAAAAAAUUAUUAAUGAAGAUGAUGAAUUUUAUUUUUAACCUCCAUAAUUUUUUAACUCAUUUGGCUAAGGUGAGACAUAUUUAGAGCAACCUAAUGUUAUAACUUUUUCAACUGAUUGUAAAUCUGGUUUUGUAUUAAAUAAAUAUCUUUUUAAAAUAAGAGACAUUGAUUAUGAUGAUUUAAGUUAUUACGCUUUAACAGAUAUUUCGUUUUUAACAUUGGAUAUUGAAAGUCUUCAGCAGUUUCUUUUAGAAAGAUUUUCAUACUUAUAAACAUAUGAUACAUUUUUAGAAAAUCUAUUUUCUUAAGAAAAAAUAGUUUUUAGUGAGCAAGAUAUUGAAAAAAUUAAAGACUUGUAUGUUUUAUAAGAAAAUAUUAAACAGGGAGAUAAAAUGAUAAAUACAAGUUAGCAAUAAGAAUUGCUAAAAUUCUAUAUAAUAAAAGAAGGUUUCUUUGAGUUGUAGGUACAGCAGAGCAAAAAUAGGCAUAUAAAAGUUUAAAACUAAUAUAAUUUUAUAGGUAAUCAAAUUAAUUAAAAAUAAAUUAUUACAGUUUAAAACAAAAAGGAGGCUACUGAAUUUAAAACUGUGGCAAUUCUAUAAAAAGGAGAAACUUUUGGUGAGGAAAUUGUUUUUAGUUCAAAAAAAUAAUAUAAAUUCAGUGUUUGUAAAAAGACACCUUAUAGUGAAGUCUUGGAAUUUAAAUUCACAAAUAAAAAUCAUAUCCCAGAAAUAAUAUUGAAAUAUAUUCAAUAAUAAUAUAAUAAGAAAUUGGAAUUAAUAGACAGCGAUGAUGAUGAAGAAAAUGAUUUAUAAGACUCGAUUACUUCAAAAUACAAUUAAUAAGUGGAAAAAUAGUAUUAAAAAAAAGUAGCUUUUUAAGGCUAGAAAUGUAAUAAUUUUAAUAACAAUGUAAAACUUAAUUAAAGCUGUUUUAAUAGCUCAAACGAAAAUGAGGUUAAGCAAGAGAGCUAAAGUAUGGUUAAAAAAAUAGUUGUUAAUGAAUUUCUGCUUGAAUCAUUGAAUUAAAAUAAUUUAAAUAAAAAUAAAAGUAUGUUUGAAAAUCAAUCUUAGAUUAUAUUUGAUUAAAAAAUACGUCCAAAUACAGGUAAGACUAACUAAAGAAUCAGAUUUAAAAGCAGUGAAGAAGAAAAACAAAAUUUUCAAAGCAUCAAUGAGUAAAAAGGUGAAAACGCAUAUUCCCCUAUACCUCUUGUUAUUCAAAAUUUUAGAAAGAAUUAAUUCGUAAAGAAGGCUAUGAAAUUAGAUUAAAGUACUUUAUCAUAUAAUGCUAAGUAGAGAGAAUAAUCUGAAAAACUGUAAAUGAUGAAUUAUUUUCCACCAAUUCAUGCAGUUUACAAGAAAAUGGACAUUGAGUUUUCAAAAAGCUUUGAUAAAAAUAAUUUUACUGCAGAUUCUAAUUAAGAUAAUCAGAAUAUCUAAUAAACAGAAAUAGCUCAUUAAAGGCAAGUAAAAACUGUAAAAUUAAAGCUUGAUUAAAUUCAAGAUGACAACCAAGAUCUAGACGAAAAAUCUUAGUCAUCAUAUAGUUUAAAGGAGAAAUAUAACUCAAACUAACUCAUUCCUGCUAGGAAAAUUCAAAGUAGUAAUUCAGCACGCAGGCACAGAGGAGAAAUAUAAAUUUAAAAGGUUUCAAAUAAAUUAAAUGAAACUAAUGAAAAUUAAAAACUGGACACUCAAACAAAUGAUUUUAAGGAAUAAAAUUUAGAGAACAUAAAAAAUGAAUAUUUUAGAAAUUUAAUUUUGAAUUCUGUCUCUUAAAACAAAGAGCUAAUUUUUUUUAAAGAAAAUUAAACUCCUGAAGUAUCAAGAGUUAUUAAUUAUGGUUUGAAAGGAUCUAAAAUCAGAAGAACUUCACCUAUUGAUAAAUAAAAAAGAGAUGAAAGUUUAAAAAAAAGUCUACUAAUAAAAUUCAUGUAUUAAAUUGAGCACGAUAAAUGGCUCCACGAGUAAGAAAUAAAGAACUAAAUUUUAAGUUAGAUUGAUAAUAAUUCAUCAUCCACUCAUAAAUAGAAAUAUGUUUAAUCAAGUUAAGAUGACAUAAAAAAUAAUACAUUUUAUAUUAAAAGUUAAAGUUCUUCAUUAAGAAAUUUAUAAUAAAAGAAUUCUACUAAAAAUAUGUCAUCUCUAAAAAUAAAUACUUUGGAAAGUAAAGAUAAUAAAUAUCUUAGUGAUAAUUAGUUGGCACAAAGACCACACUCAGCAUCUAAAUUUUAAGCUGAAACACAAGCAACAGACUCAUAAAAAUCAUUAAAUUUAACUACAAUAAUUAACAAUAAAAGUGGCUGUGCUUCCACAAUCAACGAGAAAUCAAAGACAACUAAUAGCUUCUAUUCUCAUUCAAAUAAAUAAAUAAAGCUUAAUAACUUUGAAAAUGAUAGAAACAAUCUAAAGAGCAGCUCUUAAAAAUAAAGAAGUUUAGACCGAGACAUUCCCAAUUAAAAAGUUACCGAAAUUAAAUUAUAAAAUAAAAAUAUAUUAAAUAAAGAAUAAAUAAAAUGUACAUCCCCAAGGAUGGAUUCUAGCUAUUCAAGCAAUAAGAAUCAGACAUUUUAGAAGUAAAAAAAGCAUUUUGAAAAUAAUUCGGAAAAUAAAAUAAAUAAAUUUUAAUUUUAAGAAAAUAACUCAAAUGAAAAGCUAUAAACUGUUUUCUAUCCUGAGAAACCAUUAAACAAGCAAAAAUUUAAAAGCUCAGAAAAUUAAAGAUAAGACAAAAGUAGUCUUAGCAAAGAUAAAAAUAUAAAAACUACUCAACAUAUAGAUAAAUUUAUUUAAUUCUCUCCUAAUCAUAAACAAAACUUACCAUAAAAAGUAAAAAUAAAUGUUAAUAAUUUUAAAAGAUAUUAAAGUGAAUAGAAUUUAAAUGGCAAACAAGAAAGUUUUAUUUAAAAAAACCAACUAAAAACGAUUAAAUAGAAAAAAGGAAUAAGUGAUCCAAACUAAAUUGAUUAAAAGAUUCCUAAAAAUUCAAAAAAACAGAUUGUUGAUGAAAAAAGACUAGAAAAUUCACAAGAUAAAAUUAAAAAAGAAUCAAAUAUUUUAUUAAAUAGAGAAAAGCUUACUAAAGGUUUGAAGAAAUAAGAAUAUUCUAAUGAAUAAACAGAUAAUUAAGUAAAAAAAGCGUAAAAGGAAGUUAAAGUAACAAAUGAAUAGCUUAAAAACAUAAAACAUAUUAAAAAUGAAAAGUCUAUAGAGUCUAAUAAUUAAAGGAUUGUAAAAACAAAAGAAAAAUCUGUCAGUAAAUCUCCAAAUAAAAAUAGUAAUCUAGAAGUUUAGUCAAGCAAAAAAAGAGAAAAUUAGUCAAAAACAUAAAAAAAUAGUAAUGGAUAAGUCAUAGAUUUACAGUAAAACAAUUAAUCAAAUAAAAAAAUAAAAAAGUUAUAAAAAGCAGAAGAAAUGAAGAAAAUUUAUAAAAAUGAAAGUUAACUUGAUAAAAAAUAAAAAUAAAGCCAAUAAAAGGAAAAAAGUGUUUAAUUAAAGAAAAAUUUAUAAAAAAAUGGAGAACAUGAAAGGAAUAGUUCUCAAUCAAGUAGUAAGAAAGACUCAGAAGAUGAAAGUAAUUUAGAAAAAAAAUAAAGUGAAAACAAAGAUGAAUAACCCCCAAAAUAGAAAAACUUGAGUAAACAAAAAUAAAUCUAAAGCAAUAGUGAAAUGUAACAUUAAAGUGAAAGCAAAAGUCAAAAUCUGGUAGAAUAGUAAAAAGAUUAAAGUUUAACAACUUCGAUUAAAAUAGUUAUAUCUUAAGCAGCAGAUGAUAAAAUAUUAAAUACUUAAAAAAAUGGAAAUAAUCUCAAAUAAAUUAAAAAUCUUACAGAAAUUUAGGAAAAUCAAUCAUCAGUAAUUAAUGAUGAUACUCCUAAGUAAAAUAGAUAGAAAAUAAAAUAAAAAUAAAUAAAAGGUUAAGAUAGUGAAAGUAAACAUGAAGAAGAUUAAAAUGAAUAAAUACAUUCUGAGAUAAUUGAAAAAAAAGCAAUUAAAAAAAAAUUAAAUAAUGAAUAAAUCUAGUAAAGUGAAAAUAUUGAGAAGUAAAAAGUAGCUGAAGAGUUCACUGUAAAAAAAAUAAUAAGAAAAAAUAAAUUUAAGUAAGAUGAUUGA
Molecule: messenger RNA, 4728 nt
Organism: Tetrahymena thermophila SB210
Lineage: Eukaryota; Ciliophora; Oligohymenophorea; Hymenostomatida; Tetrahymenidae
Product: mannosyl oligosaccharide glucosidase
Exons: 2
Source: RefSeq, a predicted model, not a curated record